AUGGAGGACGUUAUUGAACAAUCUCUUAUUUCCCUCCACUUGCCUGCGGACAAGCAUACGCCUCUUGAAGCAUCAGCAGAAGAGCGUUCUGAACCAGUGAAAGUUUGUCCUCACUUAAAAAAGAGUGUAAAAUUACCUUCCAUCAAAAGCAAUGCUCGUGUUCUUCGUGAUCCAAGUAAGACACUGUGUGUCACUUGUUCAAAAGAAGGUUCUCGUGCAGUAAACUACGAAGACCUGAUGCUAUGUACAUUUUGCGGAUAUUUGUUUUGUGCGGACAAUGAGAAGCAACAUGUGCAAGCUCACAUGAAGAAAAACAACAAACACUGUGUAGCAAUGAACCUUGUCACUCGGGAGACUUAUUGUUCCCAAUGCGAGAUGGAGGUGAAAUGUGCCGACAAACGCAACCUUGUCUUACGGGAUGUUGCCCAAUUUAUCCAAAGCAAUAUCACCAGUGAUGUGGGAGCAAAAACCGUGGUUUUGGCACCAAAGUCGGUCAAAAAGAAGAAAAAGAAAGCACUAUCCAAAAUGACAAUCAGUGUUCCAAAGCCUAAUCAAUGCUUGCACGUUCUUCAUCCGGGUUUACAAAACCUUGGUGCAACUUGCUACUUUAACUCAGUCAUGCAGGUCUUGACGAGUAGCGAGUACAUUCAUGAUGCAUUUAGCCAACACCCUUUCCGGCCGCCUACCAUUUCUGGAGCAAGUUUAAUGGAGGACUGCGGCUCGUCUAUGCUGCACACGUUCGUCAACUUUUUACAAGUUUUUUAUCACGCAAAUGGGUCCAUCCCCUCCUAUAGACCAUCAUGCAUGUUUAGCGAAAUUCAACGGAGGCAUCCCCAUUUUACCGAAAGUGUCCAGCAGGACGCACAUGAGCUUUUUCGGGUCUUACUGGACGAAUUGAUUCAAGAAGAGUUGAAAGAAAACAAGCGUCGGCUUGAAGAACGGACACAGGCUCAACCUUCACUUGGCGUAAAGACGCAAGGCGCUUUAUCCACUCAAUUGCAAAAGACACGGCCUGAGUGCUCUUUAGACACACUUGCUCCUCCAGUAGCGUCUCCUUUCAAGACGAAUGAACAGUGUCAACACACUUUUACAUUCUUUGAUGCCCCAACAACGCCAAUUGAUGUAGACUGUGUCACACAACGCCCAGUAGAGCUUCCUCCUGUCACAGACUCUACAGUACCUAGUGAGCAGACGACCGUACUUGGUUCCUUGUUUUCCGGAAACAUAGUCAGUGUUGUUAUGUGCAGUUGCUGCCAUAAUAUCACGAGGAUACGCGAGCCGAUUUACGAUUUAUCGCUUCCUAUAAUGCACGAUCCUCCUCAUAUCCGACGCAGAGACCGCUUUCAGCAGGCACUGAAGCGUGGUUUCUCUUUUGGAAGCAAAAGAUCGAAAAACAUGCCCAAGAUUAUUGUUAACCCAGUGGAAGAGGAGUCGUCGUUAUUACCCAGUUUUCCCGUGCCUAACAGCUCUUCUUCCGCUCUCGAAUUUGAUUCUCCUUUCGGUGAGAGUUUAGAUACACAGUCUUCUCUUCGUCUGUGCUCGCCAAAUUCACAACCGGGUUUUCUUUCUGAAGAUUCCUUGCCGUCAAUGGACAGUAGUUUCCGUGGAUCCACGCCUACCUCUGAACGACACUUGUCUUCUUCAUUGAUGCAGACAUUUACAGACAAAACGGUUUUGUAUGUCGAGCCAAAAAGUGUGCAUGAGUGUUUAGAGAAUUUUGUGCAUACGGAAAAACUGGAAGGCGACAAUAUGUUCGCGUGUGAAGAAUGCUAUAAGCUCAGUAAACAUCGGUGUCGUUCACCAAGCGAACAUGAGCAUGAGUUGUCUUCGCCAGAUGAUUCCGUCAGUGAGAAACAGCCGUACGUGUUUCGUAAGGCGUAUAAAAAAAUUAUGCUGGAUGUUCCUCUUUCACGUAUUCUCGUACUUCAUUUGAAGCGUUUUACUCACAAGGCUUCACACAAUGGCAAGGUUGUUUCGAAGAAACUUACACAGCCGAUUGAGUUUACGCCGAUUUUGGAUAUGAAUGAUUUUGUUUUGCCUGAACAUCAGGAGCCCAAUGGAAUCAUGUACAGGUUAACAGGUAUCAUUGUACACGCAGGUACGUUAGAUUCUGGCCACUAUACUUGUUAUGUACUGUCGCACAAGUGUGUAACUCGGCAAACUGUUGAUGAACCUGAACUGAAAAAGGAUGAACCCGGAAUGGAAGAACGGCAGUGGCUUUACAUUAGUGAUUCCACUGUCAAGCUUGUUACGUGGGAAGAAGUCAGUCGAGCGGAAGCUUAUAUGUUGUUUUACGAACGCCUUUAA
This is a messenger RNA of Schizosaccharomyces japonicus yFS275, 2307 nucleotides long. RefSeq names its product ubiquitin carboxy terminal hydrolase Ubp7. The transcript has a single exon. NCBI's taxonomy places the organism in Eukaryota, Fungi, Ascomycota, Schizosaccharomycetes, Schizosaccharomycetales, Schizosaccharomycetaceae. The coding region runs from base 1 to 2307 and encodes 768 amino acids. The record is from RefSeq and is a predicted model, not a curated record. Gene Ontology annotation, biological process: protein deubiquitination; ubiquitin-dependent protein catabolic process. Gene Ontology annotation, molecular function: cysteine-type deubiquitinase activity; deubiquitinase activity; zinc ion binding.